AUGGCGUGGCACUAGCAGUAAAAAGGUGCGGUGUCAAAACCGCGAAUCUAAAGUGCCACCCAUAUAAAAGCUAUUGAUUACUCAUAAACGGUCGUCAGUCGACAGUUUAGAGCACCAAGAGCUAGCAUCCAAUAUAACAUUAGUGUUGACGAGCGCGUUGAGUUCAAUAUAUGAAUUUAAAUUCUGUAAAACAUCCGGAAGUGGCCAAUGCAACCCGAACCGUGACCAUAAUUUGGGAUUUGGUCAUAUAAAUUGUUCUGCCGAUUUUCAAAACGUCCACAGAGGAUCGAGUGUUUAGGCAAAUAUUCAGUGUUUAUAAGUGCAGUGAAUUUAGUGAUCUAGAACUAUUGCUUAUCAGCAACAAAACCAAUUUGAAUCGUUACGGUCGCUGCCAGAAUAACAGUGAGCACAUUUCGGUAAACCGCAACACGCUGCAACGCGCUGAAGGCUGAAGUAUGAAUGUCUACCCGAUGACCUUGUUGCUGCUGGUGGUGGCAUCAGUUUACGCUUGUUCCGGAGCUGAAAUUGCGCUGCCAUCGGUUCACGAGAACGGCGAUGAAGCACUCUCAUACUUGGGUGUUACGGUGUACAAAGUAGAAGAUGUCUGCGCCAGGCAGGGUGGACUGUGCGUGCAUAAAUCGGAUUGCCAGUCGCCCACAACGAAGAAAGGUCUAUGUCCGGAAAACGCCCACAGGGGCGUUGAGUGCUGUUACGAAGUCAUCCCACCGAAAGGUGGACAAUCAUGUUCCGAUUUCUUGGGCGCCUGUAUGAACUCUUGCAAUGCUCUUGGACUGAGGCGACCUGCGACGGAUUGUGCAGAAGACGAGUAUUGUUGUGUAUUGACCUAAUUACAUAUUUAUGACCAAGCGAGGUGAAAUUGGUAUGCACAAAAAAAAUGGUUGCAGUACUUUUCGUUACCAUCAUAGGAAUGUAGAAUAUAAGAUAAGAUAAUAAAAAUAAUUUUAACAUUUUGUUGAUUUCCAUUUUUGUGUGCUCUAGAAUAGCAACAAUCGUGUUCCCUGAAUGGGAUCUAUGAAUACAAAAUUACAGACAAAGAUGUAAUGGCAUUGUAAUUAUUGUUAGUAACUAUAUGUUGUUGAUAAUAUUGAUGUAAUUGCAGUAGCUCUUUUUUGCGCGGUGAAUUCAUAACACGUUAUGUUUCGUUUCGUGUGACUAUGAAUACUUGUCUCUCAACCAUGUUAUUUUACCUUUGCGUAUAAUUACGUUCAUUGAAAUAUCAUGUCGUGAUACAAUUUUCAAACUUUUUGAAGCUGCAUAAAAUAACUGUUACAAAAUUUAUAAAAAAGUAAAAAAGUAAGUCAACUUAGCUCAAAAAAUGACAAAAGUUAACUUAAAAUCUUAGCAAAUUAUAAUAAUAUUUUGUGUAGUAUAUUUCGGAUUUAUUUUUCAGUGUUUUUUGGAAAAAGUAAUUGAUGACAAACCGUUCGUGUAAAAAAGAGUUGACUCUACCAUUGUUGGUGUUAGCUUUGUAAUGUAUAUAUAUUGAUUGUUGUGUUUGAAUUAUUCAAUAAAAUAAGAAUAAAAUGAACGAAA
Messenger RNA from Wyeomyia smithii (pitcher-plant mosquito), 1554 nucleotides. RefSeq names its product U-scoloptoxin(19)-Sm1a. The record is from RefSeq and is a predicted model, not a curated record. Bases 456 to 848 code for a protein of 130 amino acids. The transcript has 3 exons. Lineage: Eukaryota; Metazoa; Arthropoda; Insecta; Diptera; Culicidae.